Linepithema humile (Argentine ant) is the source of this 2126-nucleotide messenger RNA. RefSeq names its product coiled-coil domain-containing protein 93 (gene fidipidine). Lineage: Eukaryota; Metazoa; Arthropoda; Insecta; Hymenoptera; Formicidae. Gene Ontology annotation, biological process: Golgi to plasma membrane transport. The record is from RefSeq and is a predicted model, not a curated record.
UCUUGGCUGAGUUCGAGUCUGGGCCACACUGAUUACACGUACGCAAUAUAUCUAGUCAUUUCGUGGUUUACAUGCAAUCUUUUCAAGAACAUCUCAUUCACAAUGUUAGCAAUCACAGGUGAUGCUAAGUGGUGAUCAAUCGUAACGAAUUAAUAUAGUGCUCAAUUUUUAUUCUCAAAUAACUAUAUAGAUAAUUGUGUAUUCUAACAAUUAUUAUCUUAAAAAUGUUGAACGAUAUACCGAAAAGACUAUCAAAAAGUUCUGAAGCCACAGAGGUUGAUGUUCGCGAGGAUGAGGAACAAGCCACAAAAUUCCAAGAGAUCAUUGAUUUACUCGUUGCAGCAGGUUACUUUAGAGCAAGAAUAAAAGGUUUAUCAAACUUUGAUAAGGUUGUUGGUGGUAUGACCUGGUGUAUAGAAUCAUGCAACUUUGACGUAGAUGUGGAUUUACUUUUUCAAGAAAAUCUUACAAUUGGUCAAAAAAUUUCUUUGACAGAGAAAAUUGUGGUCAUGCUUCCCAAAAUGAAUUGCCCAUAUCGAAUAGAACCGCAUCAAAUACAAGGUUUAGAUUGCAUUCAUAUAUUCCCAGUUAUCCAAUGGUUAGUGAAGCGUUCCAUGGAAAUGCGACAGGAAAUGGCAGGUUUUGUAAGAUCCUUUGCAUUGAAUCAGUUUCAUAAAAAACAUUCAUUUAGUGAAGAUUCUGAGAUUGGAGCAACAGCUAAUGAAAACAUCAUUAGAAAUUUACGUUCUGUCAAGAAAGCCUAUGAACCACGACGUUUAUUCAAACAAAAAGAAGGAUAUGUGAAAGACGAAUCGAGCAGAUUCAUUAGCACAGUGUUGGAAUAUGAAGCACCUUUUGACGCUGUUACGAAUAAAUCCUCAACAGCAUCGAUAGACUCUAAAGCCAAUAAUUCAAAAUGCGAAUCUAAUAAUGAAAAAAAUGAAAAGAACAUUACCGAACAGAUUACUGCUGCUCUAGCUGUGAUAGAAGAAAAUUCGGCACGUUUAAGUGUGAGCACAGUUGGAAACAUUGUUGGAAUACAAGCGCAAGAAAUUGCUAAAGUGGCAGAGAAGUAUGCGACUAUGUUCUACUUCGGGAAAACAGAGGACAGUGGUGCAACUGAUUCGUCGCGCGCUUUGAUCACAUUGCAAAAACAAAAGGCAAUAUUGCAAUCUAGAGCCCGUAAAUUAGCAAAGGAAAGAGACAGCUUAUCGGAUAAACUAACAGAACUAGUAGACAAAACGAAAGAACAUCGUACGAAAAAAGAAGCCAUUGAGCGCUCCUUUAAAAAGAUUCAGGAAAUCGGAAUUAAUGAUAACGAUAGCGUUUUCAAGCGAUUGGAGGAACUUCUCUCUGUACACGAAGGAUUGAAAGAACAAGAACACAAUUUUCGAGAGCAAUGCAAAUCGGAUCUUAAUCUUUUUCGAGAUAUGUUGCAAGAAAUUGAAAACGGUGCUCCGGCGGAGGAAGAGGAUCGUAUCAAAGAAUAUCAGGAGCAAAAGGAAGCUGUAGCGCGAGUACGAUUACAGUUGGCUAAGAAGAAUAGAGCUAUCGCGUCCUUAACAAGGCAAUUGGAUGAUGUUCCAGGACGUUCCGAAUUAACUCAAUAUCAACGACGCUUUAUGGAACUCUACAAUCAAGUUUCGGCCAAGCACAAAGAAACUAAACAGUAUUAUACAUUAUAUAAUACUCUCGAUGAUACAAAGCUAUAUUUAAGCAAGGAAUUGUCACUGCUGAAUUCCAUUCAAGAUAACUACAAUGAGGCUAUGGCAUCAGCAAGCUGUAAAGAGCAGUUCUUAAAACAAUUCGAGACAAUUGUUGCAGGAGUGAAGCGUAACAAAGCAAUGGUGGAAAAACGUUGUACAGAUGAAAAAACUCGGCGAGAUGCGCUUAGUCGACAGCUGGUUACUCUUAUAGAACAGCAACGUAAAUAUGUUGCAGCAGUGAGACAGCUCACUAUUGAAUGCCGCAAGAAUGAAGCUUUACUGGCUCAGCUUCGUGGUUCAUAAGUUCCAUUUACAUUACAAAAAGCUGUAUAGCAAUUUGCUAUGCAUGAGAAAAAAUAUUAUUUAAUUCUUUUCCUACACACAUAGCAAAAAUUACUAUAAUGUUCAAAAUAUAUAUAA